Messenger RNA from Linum tenue, 693 nucleotides. Lineage: Eukaryota; Viridiplantae; Streptophyta; Magnoliopsida; Malpighiales; Linaceae. The record is from the annotation of a GenBank genome assembly.
AUGAGAAGGUUGAAGACGAUGAUGAAAUGCGAUUGUGCUCAAUCUGGGGGAGAAAGUUGCCACGUCCUUAUACGCUGUCAACCAGUCAACGGAACUAUUCUCUGUUGCCGCGCACUUUUCCUCCGUGAGCGGGCUGCCGACCUACUGGGCUUUCUGUUUUGGGCUAGACUAGACAAUGAUGGAAGUGCAAUUGAAGUAGUGGGCCGUGAAAGUAUUUUGGGUGGGCUCAAAGAGGCGAACCCUCCACCCCCCCCCCUCUCUUCUUCCUUCGCUGUUGAAUUUAAUCCUCUCGCUCAUCCCGCUUGGAACUCCCUCCGCCGCCGCCACUACCAGCGCAUCCCUCUCUCCUCUGCUUCUCCUCGGCGCAGCGCCGUCCUCUGCUCCGCACUCAAGUCCUCCCCCUCGCUCAGCGUCGCCGAUUCCGCUUCCAGCGACUCUGCCGCUCGAAUCGGAUCGCUGAGUCAAGUUGCCGGCGUGCUGGGGUGCCAGUGGGGUGACGAAGGUAAAGGCAAGCUCGUCGACAUCUUGGCUCAACAUUUCGACAUAGUCGCCCGCUGCCAGAUCUGGAUUUCCAGUUUUGAGGGCGGCGAUGGCGUCGAUGUCCUCCUUAGUUUCGAUGGCAGGCUUGGGCGGCGGCAGGCGACGGCGGGCGAGGGCAACGACGUGUGGGGUUGGGUGUUGGGGUUGGUGUAA